This is a messenger RNA of Eutrema salsugineum, 1570 nucleotides long. Its product is annotated as RGG repeats nuclear RNA binding protein B. The record is from RefSeq and is a predicted model, not a curated record. Bases 218 to 1324 code for a protein of 368 amino acids. Gene Ontology annotation, molecular function: RNA binding. Gene Ontology annotation, cellular component: nucleus; cytoplasm. The transcript has 7 exons. NCBI's taxonomy places the organism in Eukaryota, Viridiplantae, Streptophyta, Magnoliopsida, Brassicales, Brassicaceae.
UCUUCUUCUUCCUCUUCUCUUCUCUCACACACUUUGUUAGACGUCGAAACAACGCUGUCUAAAUCACAUCAUCGAUUCUGAUUCUUAUAUAUAUAUUUUUUUUUCUUUUCUUCAUGGAUUUGUCUUAGGCAAUAAGGGUUUUAUCAUCCUCAAAACCAAAAUCCUCAAAAACACUCUCGGGACUAGUUGGUUCUUUCGAUUCAAUCAGACCGGUUGAAUGGCGUCUGUGAACCCGUUCGAUCUGUUGGACGAUGACGCCGAGGAUCUCAACCAGCUCGUGGCUAAGCCAUUGAAGGUUGAGAAAGCCGCUCCGGUUCAGUCUGCUAAGUUUCCGACUAAACCGGCUCCUCCUUCUCAAGCUGUAAAGGAGGGCAAGAACGCUCCUCGCGGUGGUGAUGUAAGACGUGGUGGUUCAAAUCGUGGGAGAGGUAGUGGAUACAACAGGGAAUCCAGAAACAAUGAUGCUCCUCCUGCAAACGGAAACGGAUAUGGUGGAGGAUACGGACGCUCGGAAGAUGGAGAUGGAGCGAGACGUGGUGGGCCUGCUGGUGGACGCUUUGGCCGUGGGGGUCGCCGUGGAGGCUUCAGCAAUGGAGAUUCCGGUGACUUUGAACACCCACGCAGGAACCGACAUAGUGGAACAGGUCAAGGAAAUGAGUUUAAACGUGAUGGAGCUGGUCGUGGCAAUUGGGGAACCACUGAGGAUGAAAUUACUCCGGUGACUGAAGAAUCCACAACAGUGGUGGAGAAGAAUUUGGCUGUUGAGAAGCUAGGUGGUGAAGAUGAAGCAAACAAAGAUACACCUGUUAAAGAGAAAGCAGAGGAAGAGCCCGAGGACAAGAGUAUGACUCUCGAAGAGUAUGAGAAGGUUUUGGAGGAGAAGAGACAAGCCCUACAGGCGACCAAGGUUGAGGAGAGGAAGGUUGACACAAAGGCAUUUGAGACCAUGCAACAGAUCUCAAGCAAAAAGAGCAAUAACGAUGAUGUCUUUAUCAAACUGGGAACAGAGAAGGACAAGCGCACAACCGAGAAAGAAGAGAAGACCAAGAAGUCAUUGAGCAUAAAUGAGUUCCUCAAACCAGCGGAUGGAGAGAGAACCUACUGGAGAGGUGGUUACCGCAGUGAAAGAGUACGCAGUGAAAGAGAAGGUCGUGGAGAUCAAGGCCCAAGAGGAGGUCGUGGAGAUCACGGCCCAAGAGGAGGUCGUGGAGAUCACGGCCCAAGAGGAGGAGCUGUAGGAGUUGGAAGAGGAAAGCCGAGGCACGAAGAGGCUGCUGCACCAGCAAUUGGAGACACCGCACUGUUCCCUACUUUGGGCAAGUAAGGCUCUCCGGUUGGUUCUUCCGCAUCCGUCUUAGACUCUUUUCUUCUUUUGUAAUCUCUCUCUCUCAGUUCGGAUUUUUUUCUUUUAUUCUAUUGUUAUUGUUACUCUCUCCCUUGAGAGAGCUCGAGGCUUUUUUUCUUCUACGUAUUCAAGUUUAAGAGUUUUUUAAUAGUUGAAAUGAGGCUUCCAUUCUCCAAGUUUGCUUGUAUUUUUUAAAGUCUAGUUUAUACUUUGUUCUACAAACCC